Molecule: messenger RNA, 1482 nt
Organism: Naumovozyma dairenensis CBS 421
Lineage: Eukaryota; Fungi; Ascomycota; Saccharomycetes; Saccharomycetales; Saccharomycetaceae
Gene: MRX18
Product: 17-beta-hydroxysteroid dehydrogenase-like protein
Exons: 1
Coding region: 1-1482 (493 amino acids)
Biological process (GO): glucan catabolic process
Cellular component (GO): cell surface; extracellular region
Molecular function (GO): glucan endo-1,6-beta-glucosidase activity
Source: RefSeq, a predicted model, not a curated record
AUGUUCGACAAACUGAAAGAAAAGUUAGAGAAAGUUCACAUUUCGCCCCCCUCUCAAAAGAUUAAGGUCAUCCCACCAACGAUUAAUACUAUAGAUGAAAAAUUCAUUUAUAGAAAUAGAUAUAAUACCGGUGUAAACCUUGGGGCAUUGUUUGUUCUGGAGAAAUGGAUCUUCAAUUCAGUAUUUGAUGAUGUUGACGGAGAAACAGAAUACGAUGCAGUAACUAACCGUGUAAAGAAAUUUGGGAAAGAUGACGCCAUUAACAAAUUAAAGUCCCAUUAUGAUGAUUACAUAUCAAGAAUUGACUGGAAAUGGCUAAAUGAAUCUGCUGGAGUUACAGCAUUAAGAGUUCCCAUUGGAUUUUGGCAUGUAGGGAAUGGGAAAUUCCUAAAUGGUUUACCAUUCGAAUCUUUGAAAGAAGUAUAUGAGAAGGCAAAAGCAUGGGAGAAAUUAAAAGAACUUAUUAAAAAAGCAAAGGAACAUCAUAUUGGUAUUUUAAUCGAUAUGCAUGGUUUACCAGGAGGAGCAAAUCCAGAUUCUCAUAGUGGUGGUUCUAUUGAAAAAGGUGGAUUUUUCAAAAAUAAAAAAUAUGUUGAUAAAAUGUGCUAUGAAGUGUUCCCAUUCAUCGUGAAUGACAUAUGCACCAGUAAUGAUAAUGUGAUUGGAUUACAGAUUGUGAACGAAGCAGCAUUCAGUAAUGAAGCAAAAGAGGAGAAGGAUUACCAUAAGAAGGCAAUCAAGGCCAUAUCUGAGAUUGACUCAAAUUUGCCAAUUAUCAUUUCAGAUGGUUGGUGGCCACAACAAUGGGUUGAUUGGUUGAAAGAACAAAAGUUAAAUGCAACAGUCGUUAUCGAUGCUCAUGUAUACCGUUGCUUCUCUGAUGAUGAUAAAAACAAACAAGCACAACAAAUUUGUAAUGAUUUACCCGUAACAAUCAACUUUCCUACAGAAGAAGCAGAUUUCAUGGUAGGGGAGUUUUCUUGCAAUCUAGCCGAGGAGGCAUGGGAUAAAACAUCAGGUAACAGAGAAGACUACCUUAGGAAAUUGGGCCAAGUCCAAACCUCAGUAUUUCAUCAGAAAGCAAGUUUUGGGUAUUUUUUCUGGACCUUACAAUUUCAAUAUGGUGAUGGUGGUGCUUGGGGCUUCGUUCCUAUGACAAAACUGGGAGCUUUGCCAGUCAGUGGGAAUAACAAGACGCAUAAUGUUGGAGAGAAAGAUAUUAAGGCAGUUGUCUCCCAACACGUAGAUUAUUGGAAAUCGAAAGGUGGUGAUAAGUUUGAACACUGGAGAUUUCAAGAUGGUGUUCAGCAAGCUGCAGCCGAUAUUCAGGAAUUCUCUGCAUUUAAUGGAUCACGUCUAGGUAGAUGGCAAAGUGUUAAAUCUAUUCGUAGAAAAGAAUACCUUUCCCAAAAAGGUGAUAGCGAAUAUAUGUGGGAAUGGGACCAAGGUUAUGACCAAGGUUUAUUCCAAUUUAAUAACUGA